This is a messenger RNA of Orbicella faveolata, 1250 nucleotides long. RefSeq lists its product as uncharacterized. Lineage: Eukaryota; Metazoa; Cnidaria; Anthozoa; Scleractinia; Merulinidae. Gene Ontology annotation, biological process: non-motile cilium assembly; microtubule anchoring at centrosome; protein localization to centrosome. The record is from RefSeq and is a predicted model, not a curated record. Gene Ontology annotation, cellular component: centriolar satellite; ciliary basal body; centrosome.
AUGGAUAUAACAGUUGUGAUCAAUGUGGUUUACAAUACGUCAAACCUCUAUACACCUACGAUUUUCAUGGCCUUGAAUUUUGGAAGUGGAGAAGAAGACGGAGAGGAGUCGUUUGAUGACUCUGAUGCCAGGCGGAAGCUAGAGGAAUAUCAAGGAAGUACAGCAGCGGCAGCAUCCGCCAACAGAGACCGUGGAAACAACAGAGACGGGCCCAGCGACAGCGACGAUAACGGUGCACCCCAGGAUGAGCAGCGGCAGGCCGUGGAGGCUGCGGCUGAAGCAGCUGCUGCAGCAGGAAUAUCUGGGUAUUUGCAAAACGGACAGAUCGCCAAUGGUCAAGAUGACAACGAAGUUAUUCUGGAUGACCUUCCUACCAAACUUACUGGAUUAACGGAGGCAGACUUGCAGGCUCGAAUUGCAGAAGAGCAAAGCCGGACAGAAGGAUCCUCAGGUGUCCUCGCUCAUCUAGACGGAUUUCCAGAACUUGCUGGUGAUCCUGAGGCCCUUCGCGAGCCAGAGUCAUCCGAGAGACCGCUGAACGGUUUGCAUGGUGAUCCAGAUAAAUGAACUACACUACAAAAUCUCCCUCGACUUCAAAAUCUUUUUAAAAUGUUUAAAGCCAAAGCACUGGUUAUUUUGACGGUGUACGCCAUAGUGAAUUCGAUCUUUUUUCUCUUUGCAUGGUGUUUUCUGGUGUGUUCACUGGAGAAAGACUCGAGCAGUUCUAGGCUUAUGUGUGGCGUUCUGCAAACACGAAAGUACUCCAGCAUAGUUUGCUGGUUCCAUUUUGGUAGAAAAAUAUUUGCUAACUGGCAGGAAAUUACUAGUUGCGUAAAGCCCAUGCACGUCACUCGAGGUAUGUUUAAGCAUGUUUCCAAGCCAGAUAAGGGUUUUAUUGCAGCAGAACCUUGGCGAAUACCACGGUUAAAUGUCGGAGGCUUUUGAUAAGAUUAGUUUAUACCGACAGCAAAAGGAAGGACGAAUGUAUGAGAUAUUUGUUGGGUAUUUCCAUUUUAGUGAAUGGCAACAUCUCUUACGUUUGCCCACACGAAAGUCCCUGCUAUCGCUUAAUUUAAUUUAAACGUCAUUCUAGUCUUCCGUAUUGAUAAUAUAUUAUGUUAUAUAUAUAUUGUAAGACCCUGACUUACUCGACUGGAAAAUCCAACUUUUUACGCCGUGCAUGAUAAGCGACGAUAUUACCCUAUGCAUCCCUCAAUCAAGUUGAUCCAGUUUUUUUUUUUUUUUUUUUU